Messenger RNA from Solenopsis invicta (red fire ant), 4316 nucleotides. RefSeq lists its product as uncharacterized. Bases 140 to 2128 code for a protein of 662 amino acids. The transcript has a single exon. The record is from RefSeq and is a predicted model, not a curated record. NCBI's taxonomy places the organism in Eukaryota, Metazoa, Arthropoda, Insecta, Hymenoptera, Formicidae.
UAAGUGAUAGGAUAACCAAAACGGUGCAUGCAGAUAAGCUAAAGAAAGCCCCCACUCCCCUCCAACCUCAUGAAGAGCCACGCACACAAUCGCUGGACAACGCAGCUGGCAGUUCCACGUCAGACGACAGUGAAUAAACAUGUUCUUCCUCCUAACACUAGUAACAUUACCCCUCGCUUCGUGCCUCGUUGGUUAUGACUGUGGAGGGGAAGGAUUCAACGUAACCACGAUAUCGCUCCUCGACGUGGGAGCAUGUGACACCAACGACAUUGAACCAGAGAAGGAGGAAACCUAUAUCCAGCUGAUGCAAUUAUCGGAUUUCGACCGAACUCCAGCCAUACAAUGCAGAGUGGAAGUGGACAGAACAAUUACUUAUUGCGGUAUGCACUCGCAUGCCUCGAUAGUCCACAACGGUAGGCGGGAAUACCUACAAGAGAUCGGAGAACACGCAUGCAAAAGACUUCAUGAGUCCGGCUCAUUCCGUAUGGGCGAUGCCAUGGUUGACGGAAUAAUAAAAAACGCAACCAAUCUGAGAACCGUAACUCUAGCCGGAUCGGCUACUACGGAAGCGUCAUGUGAAGGCGCCCAAUACACAGAUGGAUACGGAACCUGGAAAAAUGUAGUGGUCCAAGCUCUAUUAAGAAUUACUCUAAAAACUUUUGAGGUGCAAGUUAAAAGGUCCACCGGGCAAGCUAUAAUGCCAUCAGGGGCAGAAUGUAAACUAUCACAUGGCUAUUGCAUAGACGUCGAAGGUGCAGAAACGUACUGGUCACCACUACCAGUUGACCAUUGUCACUUCGACCAGUAUGACAUAAUAUACGAGGGCCUUGCCACGAAGCUAAAACCAAAAGUCAACCAAUCUACACCAACUAUAUAUACCGUAACGACUCAGGAGACCACAUUCGCACUUACCAAAACAUCAGAAUUCGACGUUUGUGGAUAUAAACUUACGCAAACGGAACAUCCAAAGCUAUGUAUUCUAGAAACCACAAAAGGACGGACCUUUCGGACAAGAGGAAAAAUUGCCGUUGACAAUCUGGAUAUUUUCCUCUACGUGAACUCGAAGUUUGUCUACGUAGAAAAACAUAUCAAGACACAACUCACUCAGCUAUACAGGGACAUUAUGGAACAAAAGUGCGCACUGGAAAGACAAAUACUGCAAAAUGCACUAACUCUGGCUAGUGUAGCACCAGAUGAAAUGGCAUUCCGGAUAAUGAGAGAGCCCGGAUACACCGCAGUGACCAACGGUGAAGUUAUACAUAUAGUGAGAUGCGUCCCUGUGGAAUGCAAGAUUCGUCAGACUGACCAUUGUUAUAACGAACUACCCGUCUCACACCGUAACGCCUCGCUUUUUCUACUUCCACGUUCGAGAAUACUUGCCAAGACCGGAACUAUAAAAGAUUGCAGCGAUCUACUACCAGCAAUGUACAAAAUCCACGGAAGCUGGUUCCGGCUUACGCCUAAGCCAAUCGAGGUUUUAGCACCGCCAAUCAUCCAGCCGCUAACACACCCCAAGUGGCACUAUAGCAGUCCUGCGUCACUAGCAACGAGCGGCAUUUAUAACAAUGACGACCUGGAGCGACUCCGCUCCCAUAUAAUGUUUCCGGUAGAGAAACCGUCGAUGUUAAACACAAUCGCCCGAGGAGCACUGGGCGAAACCAUUCCAUCAGGCAGCAUCUCGAUGCUCAACCUUCUGGACGAGGACUCGCUCAACAAGAUAGCCGAGUCCGCUGGAGCAAAGGCCUGGAAAGGCUUUGUAACAUUCGGAUCGGCGAGCGCUGGAGUGCUCGCUAUUUUUAUCAUCAUACGGGUGGUAAAACUUGUGAUUGAUACCCUGAUCCAUGGCUAUGCAUUACAUUCCAUAUACGGCUGGAGCAUGCACCUGCUGGGUGCAGUGUGGAGCUCGGUGACCCAACUGCUGAUACAUAUCGGACGAGAACCAAAGGAUGGACCAUCAGCACCCGAAGAUGCCCCGCCCCAAACCCCUUCGUCGACAGAAGACCGCCCCCCUAAACCCGUGACAACAUGCGAAAGAGUGAGAAGUGAAACCAACACCAAUCCUACAUACACUUAUUCCGAACUCCGCAGAUACGUGAAAGACAGUCAACGUGAAGUGGAAAUAGUUUAAGAGUUCAAAAAUGUUAGCAUACGCCAACAUUUUAUUAUAAGGGGGGGGGUGUUAUAUCCCCAACGUGUUUCUGUUAUAUCCCCAACGUGUUUCACUCCCAACAUUUAUUUUCGACUAGCCUCAUAAGCAUUGUAACUAACAUUUAUUAGUCUCAUAAGUAUUAACCAAUAACUCUAUCAUUGUAACCACUAAAAGGUACUACUACCAUAAGUUACCAUUAAAGGUAAAACCCAUCGUUACCAUUACCACUUAAGCAGUUAUCAUAAGUUACCAUCUAAGACGUUACCAUCAUAAGUUACCAUCUAAGACGUUACCAUCAUAAGUUACCAUCUAAGACGUUACCAUUAUAAGUUACCAUCUAAGAUAUUACCAUCGAUCGUAUUAAUUACCGUUACCACUCCCACACUUCGAGCGGGAGUUGCGUCACUGUUGGGCGACAUGGUGGGGUACCCCCACCCGCGCAAUAUCAAGCCAAGCGUCACUCCGCCGUUGCGAGGCGAAGCAGUUCAGUUGAGUGAGAGAGUUCUAGCUCUUGCGUCACCGCGAUCGGUCGACUCUUAGGAGUCGCUCCGCGAACUCACUAUAUCUUGUUUCAAUUCCAAUUCCUUUGUUAACGAUUCCAUAUUCAAAGAUCAAUCUCGACUCGCACAAGGAGUCUAAGUUAAGUAAUCCUCUGUCGCUAGAAGUAUAAUAACCGAGUGUUAAUUAAACUAAGGUUUUGUAUUGAUUAUUAGUAAUAAAUAUUGUUCAUUUUUAUAUAAAACAGUGUCUUAUAGUAUUCAUUACUAACUCUAAUAUAAAUUACGAAGGCUAAAUUGAUUCAUCGUUCCGUGCGACUAAAUAAAACAAUUGCUUAAACAUUAUUAAAUAAUAAAACGUCUGCCACAAAAUCAUCGUCGACGUCGUCUCCAUAAAUCCACUGCACUGACCGCCUGAGCCGAGCAGAACUGCUGAGUAACACCUCGACACAUCAUAGACUAAAUUGUUUAAACAAUUGGCUGACUAACUGAGAGAUCAACGCCGUUAUACCUGUCCCGAACGCCGCAGACAGGUAGCAGAACAGCAGUCACACUAAUUCAUUACUCGUCUCGUGCUUCCCAGCCAGCAGGAAGGUAAGUAACGUUUAAAUAAAUAAUAAUUGUUAAAUCUCCUGUAACGAAAACUUCGCAUAGCAACCGCGUCGGUUACAAUUAUUCCAGCCCACGCGCGACAGUCCGGCGCCAAGACCGACCGUUGGGCUCACUUCGAGCACAAGUGUCUUCGUAACCCGACUCCUCUGGAGGGUCAGGCAAACACUUGAGUGACCCUCGCUUUCUUAGCCUGUUCAAACCGAAACUUCCUAUUAUCCCAUCCGAGAUAUUUUUCAGCGUGCAUGAAUAUAAUAUCAACCCAGUGCUCAUAAUAAAACAAAUUGGCAUGAGCUCUGCGUCCGAGGAUUCGUACUAUCACUCCCUCUUAUUUGAAUCAGAUUAUUUUCCGUGGCUCGACACCGUCUUGUGUCGCUCGUCUGAAUAUUUCCGCCACAUAUUUAAUCACCACAUACUCUGCGGCGAAUGUUUUUUGGGAGUACCCCCACGCGCGCGGUUAUACGAUCUCGUCGGGAAUCAUUACUCUAGAAUCGGCGACGCUGCGAUUGAGCAGUGUACUAAUUGCAAUACCAUUAUUCCCCGCUCCCGUCCCGCGACACGGUGUUUAACUUGCCGCGGAGCUCUAGUUCAAUUCGUGCGCCGUCUAUGCACGACGGGUGAGGACCCUCACCUCGACGGAGAAGCCUAUAUUAUCGCGAUAUCCGAGUUAGUGACGUGCCCCGGACCGCGCGAAGAGUAAUUAUCCUGAUCAAUUAUUAUAAAAAACCUCUUAUCGCGACCUUUUCUCUCCUUAUUUGAUUGAAAGAGGCCCCGCGACAUAACAUCGUCUACAACGUCGACGACAAGUGUACGGGUUUUAAAUGAUGGGUCAUAAAAUAUUUUUUGACAAUGGAAGAGGAAAAAAACGUUUCUUCUUCCUAAAAGGCUGAAACAAAUUUUUAAUACAAAAAUUUAAACAAUAUGUAAAAGAGAGAUCGACAAUAAAGAGAGAGCAAUACGUUUUUCUAAAUAUUUGUUAAAUAAAUAUUUUAAUACGAGAAAAACCUAAACUAUAUGGGAAAGAAUGAGAGGGAGAAGGAGAGGGAUACGUUUUAUUCCCA